CCCAUUGGGCGGGGAGGCUGUGACCGAGCCCGGCUGCCCGCCUCAGGCGUCAGUCAGCGGGUGCGGAGGCCAAGGCGUCGCUAGUCAGCCCCGCCUCAGUCAGGCCCGGCCGCCUCACGCUCGGGGGGCUGGAGCAGGUUUCCGCGGCGGCCCCGAGGCGGGAGGGAGGAUUUUGUUCCGUGUGAGUCAGUGAGAGCCUGACACCUCCUCGCCCCAUGCCGGCCCCCCGCCCUGCCUCGGCCGCACAUCCCAGCAGCCUGGGCAGGCCCCGCUUCCCCCGGGCCGUCUAGGGAGAAGAUGACUUUUCAGUGGACAGCAGUUGCAACCUUUCUGUAUACUGAAAUAGGAGUGAUUUUACUGCUCUGUGUACCGUUUAUUUCUCCACUAAGAUGGCAGAAGAUCUUUAUGAUUCCACUAUGGAAUAAAAUAGCAAAUUAUUGGAAUAAGGCAUUCCUAACAAUAAUCGUUCUACUGAUUGUUUUGUUUCUUGAUGCUAUUAGAGAAGUGAAGAAAUACUCAACUGCACAAGGGACUGAAAAGGCUGCAAAUAUCAACCCCAAUGCCUAUGAUCAUAUUCAGAUGAAACUUUUUAGGUCACAAAGAAACCUUUACAUCUCAGGAUUCUCCCUGUUUCUCUGGCUUCUUUUCGUAGGUGUCUACAUUUCUACGGCUGGAUCAGAGCUGUACCUGUACAGACUCUUCUUCACACAGACCAAUAAGAUCCACCACCUCCUGUGUACUCCGGGCUGGAGCGUGUUUGGGACAUUGAAUCUCCAUGAUCCACUUGGCUGUGUACUGAGACGUACUGUCACCCUUAUUACUCAGUUGGCAAAAGAGUUGGGAAUUCAGGUAGCUAUGGAAAUUCAAGUAGCAAAUACUAAUGAAGCUGCCAGAAAAUACAUGGAGGAGAAUGAAAAGUUGCAACAGGCAUUGAAUGAAAAAGGGAAGUGUGAAAAUGAACAGGCUCUAGAAGAACACAAUAAAAAACUGAGGAAAGAAACAGAAAAACUGAAAGCGGAAUUAAAGAAAACUUCGAAUGCCCUUUCCAAGGCAACAAAUGAAGUGACUGCAAUUAAAAAGCAAUCUGAAGGCCUUAAAAGAGAAUAUGAUCGCCUUAUGAAAGAACAUGAACGGCUGCAGGACUUCCUAGAUGAAGAGGAGGACAAGAAAGACCAGUAGAAGCAAUUCAGGAAAGACUACUUUGAUAUAACUGCACCAGUGUGAAGUCUCUUGUUCUUUUCUUUAGCCUCCUGAAGUAGAUGGCACAAGGUUUGAUUUUCUUAAGAAAAUCAAAUGCACUGUAGUUCACUACUCAGAUUCUACUUAUAGCUCUUGGUUGCCAAAUAUAUUCUGUGUUGCAAUGAGAAUACAAAGUGAUAUAUGGGAUAUGCCUUGAAGUUUAUAUUUCAGUUCUUGUGAGGAAAAAUGUAAGCAUAUAAAUGGAAAUUUUCCAUCUGCACUAACAACUCAGAUGAUCUCUAUCCGUUUGCUCUCAAAAAUGGUAAAAGAUCAUGAACAAUAACACCAAUUGCUUGUUACAUUUGACUGGUUUUGUAAAUCACACCAAACCAUGAAAACAUGGUGACUUUAACCCCUUUUUGCCAGUGACUAUCAGGAGUCCUAUGAAAUUUGAUUACUUAUGGGUUAAAUAAGACUAAAUAUUUUUCCUUUUCCAUUCUACUUGUGUAGAAGGAUUUGAUUGACAAUCAGUUUAAAAAAAAAAAGUAAUUUCUAAAUCCACCUUACACUAAUUUGUUUUUUCCCAUUGUGCCACACAGAUGGGUGUGUUUCACUAUUAUCCAUUUUGCAUGCCUUUGGGUUAUUCUUUUGGAGUACUUCAGAAUUUUUUGUCAUAAAAAAUAGCAUUAGUGGGGUUUUUAUUAUUCCCUGAUUCAUUUGUACAAGGAUUUAAAUCUAUUGUUUACUUUGUGUGUGUGCCACUGAGUUUUCUUGCUUUGGAAAGUGUAAAAUUCUUUGAAGAAUGUUCAUGUAUAAUUUACUUAUACUGAUGAAAAGCAAUUCACGGUUAAGGAGUAAUUAUACAAUACCUCAAAAUAAAUAUACAUUUGUUUUUACAUUAUCUGUUUUUUGCAUCUGACAGCUAAAUUCUGAGUAAUUUUGCAUUAGUGAUUCAAAUUUUGUACUUAGAAGUUGGAUAUGAUUGUUAUAUUAAAGGGAUUGUUUAAGCUUA
Chrysemys picta bellii (western painted turtle) is the source of this 2191-nucleotide messenger RNA. It is a transcript of the gene BCAP29, whose product is annotated as B cell receptor associated protein 29. NCBI's taxonomy places the organism in Eukaryota, Metazoa, Chordata, Testudines, Emydidae. Gene Ontology annotation, cellular component: endoplasmic reticulum; endoplasmic reticulum membrane. Gene Ontology annotation, biological process: intracellular protein transport; endoplasmic reticulum to Golgi vesicle-mediated transport. The record is from RefSeq and is a predicted model, not a curated record.